AUGGAGAUCAAGGCUAAGCGACAACGUAACGUCGGCGCCAAAUAUAGCAAGAACGCAUGCCGAACGUGUCGUAUCCGGAAAGUAAAAUGUGACGAAUCAAAACCUGAUUGUUGGAAUUGUGUCUCUACUGGACGCAGUUGCGAUGACUAUGAACAGGAGAAAGAAAGCAAGAGCAGAGUCCACAGAGCUGCGCCUAGAUUUCUCCUUCCAGCAUCCUCAGAAUUGCUUCCUCUUGCGAUUGCUCGACCACUUUCGACUUUGAGCUUUGACACCAUCUCGGAAGAUCGCGUCUCUUUCCAAUUCUUCACUCAGCAUAUCGCUUCUGGGUUGAGAUUGAUAUCGCCUAGCCAUGGAUGGAUUACUUUGUCCUUGCAGCUUUCUAGCACCGAGCCAUGUAUCUAUCUUGCUAUUGCAGCUUGUGCAAGCGUCGCCAGUGCUCGACUGUCCAAACGACAUCAUUGUUUCUUUGCUCCACCUUUGCCAAUCAGAGAGAAGAGAAACUUGAGACAGUACUGCAAAGCUACCGCUGCACUCCAAAAGUACAUCAAGCUUGUUGCUUGCGGAAAGGGAUAUCUGGAGCCGAUCUUGCUUUGCUGUCUGUUGUUGGUGGCGUACGAGACUUUCCAAGAUGAAUGUAGUCUUGCUGUGCAGCACUUGCAGUUUGGCAGGAGGGCUAUUAGAGAAGGUGCUGCUGGGCAUUGGCAGUUCUCGUCGAAGGAAGUGGCAAAGGAUAUUACUGCUGCUUUUGACUGGUAUGCUGCGCAAGUCUGCGAGGUUCAAGGAGAACAGAUGACACAGAAGGAAGAACGAUGUGACUUCAUCACGCGAUCUUUGGUCGACCCCUGCAUGUUCGUCUCGAUUGACUCCGCAAAACAGGCACUUGACAGUCUCGCAUCUGCCGCGUCAACCUGGAGAUCCGAGUUGCUUGCUUUUGCGGCUCAACAUGUUGCGAAAUUGAACCUCGAGAGUCAGCGACCGGCCGUUCUUGAUUGUAUCGUUCAUUGCGUCAGCCGUUCCUUGCCACUCCCUCUGAGACAUGACCUAGUCCAGCGACAAAUACAGCUCAUACAAGCGCAUAGAGUAUGGCUGCAGGAACUAGCAUCGAUGCAAAAAGACCGAGAUUGCACUAAUCGCCGGGCACUCCUUCACAUGCAGAUUCAACUGUUCUACUCACAUUUCAUCCUUGCAACUGCCAGAGAUAUGCAUGUGAAACAGAUCGACCGCUUCAACGACCAAGCCGCCGUCAUCCUUGAUCUUGUAGAGGAGUAUCUUUUGCCCUGCCGAGCCAAAAUCGGACCCAAGCCAUCUUCUGCGAGUGGAGCGGGACACAAUCCAUACUCGCCUUUCCCCCAGACGCAGGAAUAUUCCUUCUCGCUCGAGUACGUAGUCGUUCCUACUCUAUUCGCAAUCUGCUUAAAGAUCCGGCAUUCUGAGGUCAGGACCCGAGCGCUACAAUUGCUGCGGUCUGCCAACAGGCGUGAAGCAGGGCAGUCGAGCGGAGAAUUGUGUCACUAUGCUGAUGCUAUCAUUCGCUUGGAAGAGUCAAUGAAAACUAUCAGUGCAACGAACAGCGUGAACCCUCUCGAGGUUGUCAUCGAGGAAGCUGGGCAUCUAAAAGUCAGCCUGAUCUGUGGAAGAUACAGGACUGAAAGUGAUGGUUUGUUGGAGAUCGUGGAGUAUGAGGGUGCCGGACUGCCUCCCUUACGUUUACAGAAGGUGAAGGAGGGUGUGUUCCCAUUCGGAGUCAAACCAAAAGAGUUUGUGGAUAAGAUCGUUUCUUGUCCUUUCUCUGAAAUGGUAGAGCAACAGCAACUCAGCGGUGUAGAGUGCUUGAGCUGA
This is a messenger RNA of Aureobasidium melanogenum CBS 110374, 1839 nucleotides long. RefSeq lists its product as uncharacterized. Gene Ontology annotation, biological process: regulation of DNA-templated transcription. The transcript is spliced from 2 exons. The record is from RefSeq and is a predicted model, not a curated record. Gene Ontology annotation, molecular function: DNA-binding transcription factor activity, RNA polymerase II-specific; zinc ion binding. Bases 1 to 1839 code for a protein of 612 amino acids. Lineage: Eukaryota; Fungi; Ascomycota; Dothideomycetes; Dothideales; Saccotheciaceae.